Molecule: messenger RNA, 1555 nt
Organism: Drosophila busckii
Lineage: Eukaryota; Metazoa; Arthropoda; Insecta; Diptera; Drosophilidae
Gene: Cpr97Ea
Product: pollen-specific leucine-rich repeat extensin-like protein 1
Exons: 4
Coding region: 245-1321 (358 amino acids)
Cellular component (GO): chitin-based extracellular matrix
Molecular function (GO): structural constituent of chitin-based larval cuticle
Source: RefSeq, a predicted model, not a curated record
GUGUCUCAGUUGCUGUCGGUUUGAAGUUAAUGGCUAGCGCAACGCUAAACGCGAACUCAAUCAAAUAAUAAUAUUGUACAAGCAAAAUAAACUCAAUAAAGUUAAGCUUUAGUACCGGGUUCAUUAGAUCAAUUGAAAGUGAAUUUUUGUGUGCCAUUGUUGCCUUUGGUUAUUUAGGCUGGGUGUUGCCAGCGAAGGUCUUUUGGCAAAAUCGAUUGAACACAGUUAUUAAUACAAAAACAAAAUGAAAGUGCUACAACAUUUACUGUUAGUUGCUUGCCUGCUGUGCAGCUUGGUCAGCGGCCAGGACUAUCAGGAUUAUCAGGAGAAUGUACCACGCCCAGCGCCACAUAGGCUACGCGCCAAUGCUGCACCACAGUCCGAGGCACCACGUCCCACACCCGUGCCCAUUCUCAAGCAGAUCAACAAACACAAUGAGGAUGGCUCUUAUACUUAUGGGUAUGAGGGUGCUGAUGGCUCAUUUAAAAUUGAAACCAAGCUGGCCACCGGUGAGGUUAAGGGCAAAUAUGGUUAUGUGGAUGAAACUGGCAAAGUGCGCGUCGUUGAAUAUGGUGCCAAUAAGUACGGCUUCCAGCCUUCAGGCGAAGGCAUUACUGUAGCGCCACCCACGCUGGUUGAUGAGUCCACCAAGGAGGAGCCUGACUACGAGGAUGAGCCAGCUCAGCGGCCACAGCGUCCAUAUCGCGUGCAGCGUCCGCAGCAGCAGCAACAGCAUCAUCAGUCACGCCCACAAGCUGCGCCACGCCCACCACCACCACAGCCGCAGCCGCAGCCACAAUAUGUUCAGUAUGAGGAGGAGGAAGAGCCACCACGUCGUGUGCAAUACGCACAGCCAGCGCAGCAGCCUGCAGUGGGACCAGCGCCUCCACGCUUGCAAGUUCCUGGCGCUCAGCGCACCACAGAUGUGCUCUACUCGCCGCUGCAGCGUCCAGCGCGUCCGGAACCGGACUAUUCGCAGUCACAGAGCUUUGGUGAGGGCCCCUCCAAUGUGCGCAUCUCCAGACCGGUUUAUGCACUGCCGCCUGCAUCGCCCGCGCCCAACAGCGCACGCGCUCAAGGCUUUUUAGCUCCCGCUUCUGGCAGUCGCCCGCUGCUGGAGCAUGCAAACUUUGGACCCACCCAGGCGCCCGUUGCGCGUCCCGUGCAGCAGGCACAGCCUCAGCCCCAGCACAGCUAUCAGCCACAAGCUCAAGGACGCGUUGGCGGCAGUGGCAGUCUCUUGGAUCAGCUGGCACGCGAUUAUGCCUUGCCCCAGGGCAAUGCUCAGCCGCUGCAUGACAUAAGCUUUGGCUACUACUAAGCUUUUGGGUUAGAUAGAAGCUGCAUGGAAGAGAGCCGCUUCUUUGCUUUGAGUCAGGUGCAUGCAACGAUACUCCAUGUUGAACUUUGUUCCCACUACUCUAAAUAUUCGCUAGUGAUGAUGCCUUGCUUCUAUAUAAAUUUUAGUUACCUACAUAAAUGUGUGUAAACUCCCCUUUUCGAGUGUUGCUGGGAAACGAUUUUACAAUUAAUAAAAAACAAAUUAUUGUCCUAA